Molecule: messenger RNA, 2588 nt
Organism: Drosophila virilis
Lineage: Eukaryota; Metazoa; Arthropoda; Insecta; Diptera; Drosophilidae
Product: prion-like-(Q/N-rich) domain-bearing protein 25
Source: RefSeq, a predicted model, not a curated record
UGUGGUUGCGUUUAAAUUGACUUGUGGUAACACACACAUACUCGAUGGAAAACCCGAACCUUAUUAUAUUACUCGGCAUCCUGUGCGCCCUGCUCAGUCCACAAGGCGACGGCGGUGCAUUGGCUGUAUUUUGGCCAUGUGAAAGCGAUGCGGACUGCACAGCUGAUGGCUCUAGCUGUGACCCAGACACGAGUCUAUGUGAAUGUCCCAGUUUCGAUGAGGUCUUCUCCGAGAACUAUACGCAAUGCCUGACGACCUCGCUGAUUGGUGACGCAUGCCAAGACUCAGUUCAAUGCAAUCUUAUGCCAACGGGAGCCAGUUGUAAAACCGGGGUCUGCGAUUGCGCCGAUGGCCAAAUCUAUCUGCGUGGCAAGUGUAGGCCAGUGAAUGGACUCAACGAGCCCUGCGAAACGGACUUGGACUGCUAUUUUGGCUACGAUCGAGCAUCCGUUAGCUGUCAGGAUAGCGUUUGCGCCUGUGCAAAUGGCUAUUAUCACAGAUAUGGAAACAUAUGCCGUCGCAAAUCAAUGGAAAAAAACGAUGCUUGCGUCGUUGAUGCGGACUGUGAUGCACUGGGCGCCGGUGCCGCCUGCGUGGGUCUAAUAUGUAACAUUGUAGAUGAGCAGACCACCACGCCCGAGGAUAACGGUACUGGGACCACAGCAGAGGAUAACGAAACAACCGAAAACGAGACCGAACCGAAUCCAGAUACAACAGAACCGGAGUCCAGUGCCACAACAAUUAUACCCAAUAGCUUGGUGCGCGAAAAAAAGCAAUUUGCCAAAGCUUUUGUUCAUGCCACGCCCACACAUAAAGAUGCCGCCGCCCAGGCUACACUAUUACUGACCAAUGGCGAUGGUGAGUUCCGGUUGACGCCACGUCAUUCCCGUGAAAUAGCCGUCCAGACGAGCAUCGAGAAAUACGAACUCAAAGAGCUGGGGCGCAGUUUUCGAAAUGUGGCCACAGCUACGACAACCACCUCGACUAGCGCCAGCAGCCGGCACACCUCCACCAAUACCCAGAACUAUCGUCGCCGAUUACCCGCCAUCUUUCGCUAUGAUAAUGAGGAUAUUAAAACAUAUUCCACGCUGGGAUCAAGUCGCGAUGACGACGAUGUCGAUGACAAAAAAUACGGCAGCAGCUGCACGGAUAAUGGCAAAUCAUGCACCGGCCUGGCCCACUCGAUCUGCACAAACAAGAUCUGCCUGUGUAGACAGGGCUAUUAUCCGCGGAAUGGUAAAUGUUUUGCAGAGCUCGGCGAGAUAGCGGAGAGCAGCGACGAAUGUGAAUAUGAGUUUGAUCAUUUGUCCAAGACUUGUAUAUGCCAAAAGAACUAUUUCUACGAACGCGACCUGCGCAACUGCAGAAAACCCAUUCAGUAUCACCUAUCCUGCACAUCGAACAGCCAAUGUAGUCCCUAUGGAGCCUCCUAUUGCCAUCCGCAGAUACCCAGACGCUGCACGUGCGAGGAGUACGCACAGUACAAUGAAAUCUCGCAGCUCUGUGAGUACAAGGAUGGCUUGGGUGCCGAGUGUGAGUCAAACGAUGGCUGUGUUGUGGAUCAUUCCAUUUGCUCAAAUCGCUUCUGUGUGUGUCGCGACAACUAUUUCGAGAAGAACGAAGCUUGCGUGCCAGGCAUUGGAGCCGAAUGCUCAGAGGAUGAUGAGUGCAUGGCUGAGAAUACGGCAUGCCUGGAUCGCAGCACUAGCAACUCAGCCAAAGAUUCGGAGCCGACGCGCUCCUGUCAAUGCCGCAAGGGGUAUGUGCACUUCAAGGAUGAAUGCCUCAAGGAAGCCGUGGAACUGGACGAUGAAUGCAUCGAUGAUGAGCAGUGUAAACCCCUUCUGGCCAGCUGCAAUGCGGAAGGCAAAUGUGGCUGCACCGACGAGCAGCACGAGAAGAACGGAAUUUGUGAAACGAAACGCCUGCUAAACGAGCCCUGCACAAAAGCCACAGAGUGUUUUGUUGAAAAGGAUCCUGAGAAUGUGGAAUGCCGCAACUCCGUCUGUCAGUGUAAAUUUGGUUAUCAGGCCAGCACUGAGCAGAGGCAAUGCAUACGUGUAAUGCCCAACAAAAAGAAUUCUUCCGGUAGGCCCAGCGCUCUUAAAAUCAUCACAUUCGUAUUGAUAGGCUCCGCUUUUUUGAUAACCAGCGCGGCCAUUAAGCAGGCGUAUUACUAAAUGGAAAACUUCUCCCCCGCACCCAAAAGCAACUUUUUUUGUAUUAUUUAACACAGAUUUAAUAUUAAUUGUAAAUGUUAAGAGUUGUGAACAAUUCCCUGUGCAUAUAUUGACGCCAUAUAAACUGGAUAAAACUGACCCGGUUGCAGUCUUUUAAGGCGCAUGCAGUAUUAAUCAAUAAGGCGUGGCAUGCAUAUAUUAAUUAACAUUAUAUUAAGCUAACAUAUAGAAUUUCAAGCAAUAAAUGAUAAUGCAUAAUCAGUGAGAUAUUUGCUCGCUUCUAUCAAUUAACUAUACCUUAAGUAAAACUUAAAAUUAAGGUUGAUCAAAUGUUGCGAAAUUGACAGCAAAAUUGUAAAAUAUGCGCUAAUAAAUUAAGACUUCAAUACAAGUAUAUGAGAAAUGGAA